Molecule: messenger RNA, 2210 nt
Organism: Seminavis robusta
Lineage: Eukaryota; Bacillariophyta; Bacillariophyceae; Naviculales; Naviculaceae
Source: the annotation of a GenBank genome assembly
AUGUACAUACGGUACCAGGUAGCUAUGAUAGUUGCUGGUACCAGUUUCGAUACCGUGGGGGGCAAAGAGAGAGGUAAAAACACGUAAAGUUGGGGAUUUGGGAACAGGGGCAAUUGAGAUGUCACAGGUGCAAUGUACAACAAAAAGCAUAGUAAAAAAUGCUCACCCCUGUACUCCAAAAACCUGAAACCACCCCCACUAUUUUGAAUGCAGGUCUCGGAUUUUCAUACAGCUUCCGUGCUUUGACUGAGUGCUAGCCUCAACAACAGAGCCACCAACCACCUCCGACAGGCUUCCAAUGCUGGUAUCUCCUUGUCAAGUCAAUAACUUUGGACCCGCUUCAGGCAUUAUCUCAAGCAUACCCGUCAGCACACCUGGGCCGACGGAGGUCCACUCUGGUGAUAGUUUGCCAUUGCAUCUCUGCCAUGUUUUCCAUCGAGGUAGCUGUGUUUCUGCGUCUCGUCAAAGAGAGGCAUCUGCUGUUGAUGAACGCUUGGGUUCCUCUUGAUUUCAUGGCCCGUCAAGUAGAUGAAGAGAUUGACAAUGAAGAUUCCCCCGUAAACACCAGAACCCUGAGAAGAGAGCUGCGAAAGGCCAGUCUUCUGGGCCGUCCCUUCGUUGAGACGGACGAUCCAAGCCUCCGAAACAUUGUCAAGAUCUUCACCACAAACAAGAAAGUCUUCCAUCGAAAAGAGUCAGUGAUUGGAACAAAAGAUGGGAAAAAGAAAAAGGACUUUGUGUACGUACAAGAAAGAGGCAAAGCACCCUUCGAGUGGCCUGCAACGGAACAACGCAUCACAAAACACUUCCAGGAUCAAUAUGACUUCUUUGGUCGCCGAAUUGUCUUGAAUAUCCAGCCAACAGCGGAGCAGACGACAACAUGCAAUCAACAAGCACGGCCUCGUGCGGUUACUCCAACCGAGACUGAAGCAAUCCUCCAGCCUUGCAACCGCGAUAUCCGAGCGCUGUUUGACGGAAUCUUGGACGACAAAGCCCUCGCACGGCUUGACAUCGAUGAACGAUCUGUUGCCUUGCUCCGAAAUCGUGUAAAAGAUUUGAGCCAUGAUCUCCAUAAAGCAGCUGUUAAGGAUAGAUACAAUUCUAGUGAGAGAGACAACAUUGUGCAAUACCAGAAGAAGGACAUAGCAACGCUAGACGAAGACUUGUAUCCAACACUUACCCAUCAGUUUGGUGUUCCACUCUCGAUUGAUGCUUUUAAAGCCCUUGGAUCUGCAGUCGGAAUGGUGGCUCAUGAUGUGCCAGAGGCGUUAGAUUGCUUCCUCGACAGCACCGGAUACAAGUCGUCGAAACAAUCAACGUCGAAUGACGGAUUAAUGAAAGCAACCGUCCCUUCAAGCAAUGCGGCAAGACUCUACGCGAACGCAAAGAAUUGGAUGCCAACGGCACUUCAAGCUGCCAUUCGAGAGGAUUCGGAGCUGACAAGGAAAGAUGCCGUGGUGGCGUUUGCGAAAGUCCUGUGGACUGUCGACAAAGGAGCGUUUAGUGAGGUGUGCUCGUUGAAGUGGAAAGAAACUGCAAAGAAGAUUGAUCCAUACCAUCAGAAGGCUCUUCGGUUUGAGUCUGGUAUGUCUGAUCGCCAGUUUGAGAUUGUCCGGAAGUAUACCAUCCAUGCGCUGAACAGAAACUUUUGGCAGCCAGUAGAGAAAGUAAGAGCUCUGGACAGUGAGUGUUUUCCACCAUUCCGUAUCAAGUUCAGAGAUAACCAUCGAAACAGAGUUUGUUGGUACAGACCAAUCGACAAAGCGUUCAAGUGGUUGAUCAACAAAGAUCUUACCAGCACUGGACCAACGGUAUUGAACCGUACCGACGUGAGCCAAAUCAAGGAGUGCCACAUCCUCCUUGGCGGAGAUCACGGUCAAGGAGCUUUCCAUGUGGUGGUAACAGUGCUGUUGUUUUUCAAGAAUUCCAGUCUCGCUUUUCAAGGGGACAUCCUCUGUGGACACAUCGAUUGCCAAAAAGACACCUACGCAGUUCUUGAGCGAACCAUUACAGAUCCCUUGAACAACUCCCUGAAUAGAAUUGGAAACGAGUUAGCUUUCUGUCAGGCUCCUGAUGGCAGUCUCUACGUUGCUUGGGGCUCAAACUCACCAGAUGUCAGGGCCUAUCGUGGAGUGGAAGAGAAAGCUGUUCGUCAUAUUGGUGUCCAUACUGUCAGUGGGGAUGGCAUGAAUGGCAGACGAAGAAGCUGA